UCUUCUUUCAACCCUUCAACUCUCUCGCCUGAGGUGACCGGAUUCGGGUUUGGGCUUGUUUUGUCCGUUCUGAGACUGUCUCUGUCUCUAUCUUGUCUUCCGAGCCGUUUCCGAUCCUUGCUCCGGUUCACGGCACUCGCUCUGACGUACGUACUGUACUAACAUUGAGCUUCCCGAGCUAAGGUUCCAAAUCUUAUCCCGUCACCAUCAUCGUCACCAAGGACGCGCCAUCGCUUCUGUCGCCUACGAAACAUCCGACACGUCCCUCUAGCAUGAAGUGACUGUCGCGCGAAACCUUUUCGAUACCUCGAACUCCUUGAGAAGCAUCCACUGCAACAAUGGCUCUCUACAACGAGCAACAGGUUCUCUUCGAGACGGGCUCGUUCACUGGCUUCCGCCCGCUGCGAGAGCUUGGUGCGAACUAUCUCACUACUGGCCCCUUCAAGCAACCUCUGUGUGGAAAUUCGGAAGGAUGGGGGCCCCUAAGUCCUCAUCGCUAUGAUUUUACACCUUGUUUUAUCGACGUCUGGAUCUCUGCUGUGUCUGUUUUUGGCCUUCUGUUUGGAUCGCUCGCUGUCUGGUGGCUGCUCGCUAAGAAGCAGAAACAAGAGGGACAGACCAAGAAUGCGCACUUCUACAUUAAGCAGUCCCUCCUCGCCGUCAUCAUCGUCGACGUCAUUGCUCAGCUUAUCGUUCAAAUCGUCUACAUGCCCCAUAUCUGGUAUGGCGAUUUCCGAGUCUUGACGACCUUCUUGACUAUCCUGUCACUAUUUGUCAUUUUCGCUAUUCAAUGGAUCGAGCAUUCGCGUAUUCGAUAUCCCAGCGGCGUCGCCCUAUUCUACUGGCUCUUCCUCCUCAUCUCCUUCGGCGUCAAGCUCCGAUCUCUUAUCUCGCAGCAAAUCUACGACUCCAACCUACCGUACUUCAUUGUUUACUGCGUCGGAGUUGGGCUGUCUCUUGUAGAGUUUCUCGUGGAGUGGCUGUGGCCUCGAACUUCUCGGCCGAAUGGAUAUGAAGCCAUCGAGGAAGAGGAAGAAUGUCCCGUUGAAUACGCCAACGCAUUUUCUCAACUCGCCUUCUCCUGGAUGACACCAAUGAUGCAAUAUGGUUACAAAGUGUAUUUGACCGAAGAGGACCUCUGGGCUCUUGCCAAGGAUGAUCAGACCAAGAACACUGGAUCUCGCUUUGACCAAGCUUGGCAAUACGAGUUGGAACACCACAAGAGUCCUUCGCUGUGGAGAGUUUUGUUCAAGGCAUAUGGCGGCCCUUAUUGUGUUGCUGCUAUCUUCAAGGUUGCAAAUGAUGUCGCCCAGUACAUUCAGCCCCAGCUGCUUCGGCUUCUCAUCUCUUUUGUGAAGUCGUACGAGGAAGACAAUACUCCUCAGCCUAUUAUCAAGGGCGCUGCUAUCGCUUUGGCUAUGUUCGCUUGUGCGGUUCUGCAAACUACCAUGGUUCAUCAGUACUUCCAGCUUGCCUUUGUGACGGGAAUGCGUAUCAAGGGUGGUUUGUCUUCAGCCAUAUACCGCAAGUCCCUACGCCUGUCAAGCGAGGGCAGGGCUUCAAAGAGUACCGGUGACAUUGUCAACUACAUGGCGGUUGAUGGCCAACGUCUGCAGGAUCUUACCCAGUUCGCUCAGCAAAUUUGGUCUGCGCCAUUCCAGAUUAUCAUCUGCAUGGUUUCCCUCUAUAAUCUGCUAGGCUGGUCUAUGAUGGCGGGUGUUGCUGUCAUGAUUAUUAUGAUGCCAAUUCAAGGAUUUGUCGCUCGCAUUAUGAAAAACAUGCAAAAGGAGCAGAUGAAGAAUAAGGACGCCAGAAGUCGCUUGAUCAACGAGAUCAUCAACAAUAUGAAGAGCAUCAAGCUGUAUGCUUGGGGCUCUGCCUUUAUGAACAAACUCAAUUUCGUCCGAAACGAAAAGGAACUGAAGAACUUGCGAAAGAUUGGUGCCACUCAGGCCUUUGCCAACUUCACUUGGACUACUGCGCCUUUCUUCGUGUCAUGUUCAACCUUCACCGUCUUUGUUCUGACCCAGGAUAAGCCGCUCACUAGUGAUAUCGUCUUCCCUGCAUUGGCCCUGUUUAACCUGUUGACCUUCCCUCUUGCCAUUCUUCCAAUGGUCAUCACCUCCAUCGUCGAAGCCUCUGUCGCCAUUGGACGUCUCACCAGCUUCCUUACCGCUGAAGAGCUUCAACCCGACGCUAUCACUAUUAAGCCUGCCCCUGAGCAACUUGGUGAGGAGAGCAUAAUCAUCCGUGAUGGUACAUUCUCUUGGAGCCGUCACGAGAACAAGCCCACUCUCGUUGAUAUUGAUUAUACCGCUUACAAGGGAGAACUCUCUUGUGUCGUUGGCCGUGUUGGUGCUGGCAAGUCGUCUUUCCUUCAGAGCAUUCUCGGUGAUAUGUGGAAGGUUAAGGGUAACGUCGAAGUACGAGGAACUGUUGCCUACGCAUCGCAGCAAACCUGGAUCCUCAAUGCUACAGUCAAGGAGAACAUCAUCUUUGGUUAUAAAUAUGAUGCUGAGUUUUACGAGAAGACUGUCCAGGCGUGUGCUCUUUUGGACGAUUUUGCACAGCUUCCAGAUGGAGACGAAACUGUUGUUGGCGAACGUGGUAUCUCCCUGAGUGGUGGUCAAAAAGCACGUGUAUCACUGGCUCGUGCUGUCUAUGCUCGUGCGGAUAUCUACCUACUCGAUGACGUUCUUUCUGCUGUUGACUCCCAUGUUGGCCGUCACAUUAUCGACAAUGUACUCGGAACCCGUGGUCUGCUGGCUUCAAAGACUCGCAUUCUUGCAACUAACGCCAUUGCUGUCCUUCGUCAGGCCAGCUACGUGUCUCUCCUUAAGGAUGGCCAAAUCAUUGAGCGAGGAACAUACAAGGAAUUGGUUGCUCAGAAGGGUCUCGUUGCCGAACUUCUCAAGACAGCCGGACACGAGUCUGGCAAUGCCAGCAGUGAACCUAGCUCCAGUGCUUCAAGCAGCAAGGCUGCUACAAUCAUCGAGACAGACUCCGGCCAGGCCAAGGAAGAGCUUGAGGAGGCACAGGAACAAGUCCCCGAGAUGGCUCCUAUCAAGACCGGUGCUGGGGCCAAGCCUCGCUCAAGCAGCAUGGCAACCCUGCGCCGCGCCAGUACUGCAAGCUUCAGAGGUCCACGAGGCAAGCUGACAGACGAGGAAAUCGGUGGUUCGUCCAAGACCAAGCAAGCCAAGGAGCACUUAGAGCAAGGCAAGGUCAAGUGGUCUGUCUACGGUGAAUACGCCAAGAUGAACAACCUUUAUGCCGUUGCUCUAUAUCUCCUCAUGCUUAUUGCUGCACAGACUGCCGGAAUCGGUGGUAAUUUCUGGCUUGAGAAGUGGUCCAGAGAAAACCAAGAAAAGCAGUCGAACGCUAAUGUUGGCAAGUAUCUCGGAAUCUACUUCGCUUUUGGUAUCGGAGCGUCCGCUCUCACUGUCAUUCAGACCCUUGUGCUCUGGAUCUUCUGUUCCAUCGAGGCAUCGAGAAAGCUUCAUGAGCGCAUGGCCAACGCUAUCUUCCGCUCCCCCAUGUCUUUCUUUGAUACAACGCCUGCUGGUCGUAUCCUGAACCGUUUCUCGAGUGAUAUUUACCGGGUCGAUGAGGUUUUGGCCAGAACUUUCAAUAUGCUAUUUGUGAAUGCGGCCAAGUCAGGCUUCACCUUGGUCGUUAUCUCAUUCGCCACACCACCAUUUGUCGCAUUGAUCAUCCCGCUAGCCCUGACUUACUACUACAUCCAGAGAUAUUACCUCCGAACAUCUCGCGAGCUCAAACGACUCGACAGUGUGAGCCGUAGCCCCAUCUAUGCACAUUUCCAGGAGUCCCUUGGGGGUAUUUCAACCAUUCGGGCAUUCCGACAGCAGCAGCGAUUCGAGCUCGAGAACGAAUGGCGUGUCGAUGCUAAUCUCCGUGCUUACUUCCCUUCAAUCAGCGCCAAUCGCUGGCUGGCCGUUCGUCUCGAGUUUAUUGGUGCUGUGGUCAUUCUGGCUGCUGCUGGCUUUGCUAUCAUCGCCGUCACUGGCAACAAGCCCAUCCAAUCUGGUAUUGUCGGCCUUGCCAUGUCAUAUGCUCUGCAGAUUACGACUUCUCUCAACUGGAUCGUUCGUCAGACUGUCGAAGUCGAGACCAACAUUGUGUCAGUAGAGCGUGUCCUCGAAUAUGCAGCCCUACCAAGUGAGGCACCCGAGAUCAUCGCCAAGAACAGACCCCCUGUCUCGUGGCCUGCUAAGGGCGAGGUUGAUUUCGUCAACUACAGCACCCGUUACCGUGAGGGUUUGGACCUGGUGCUCAAGAACAUCAGCCUUGACAUCAAGUCGCAUGAGAAGAUCGGUGUCGUGGGUCGCACAGGUGCAGGCAAGUCAUCUCUGACUCUAGCCUUGUUCCGACUCAUCGAACCGGUAACGGGCCAUAUUGGUAUUGAUAAUAUUGACACGUCUUCCAUUGGUUUGCUCGAUCUGCGCCGAAGGCUAGCCAUUAUUCCUCAAGAUGCAGCGCUCUUUGAAGGCACUGUUCGGGAUAAUCUCGAUCCUGGCCAUGUCCAUGAUGACACUGAGCUUUGGAGUGUGUUGGGUAAGUAAACACCGACAUUGCAACCCUCCUACACCCAUGCACUGCUUAGACAAGCGAAUGUUUUGUCAGCACGUUGUGUAACAUUUGCUGACGUAUUUCCCUAUAGAGCACGCACGAUUGAAGGACCACGUUUCGAGCAUGGAUGGUGGGCUGGAGGCCAAGAUUAACGAAGGAGGUAAGUUCACGCACGGCAAUGCGCUUUCUGUCGGCAUUUCUUGACCGGUCUGCGAUUUCUCACCGGUCACCCGAGCAUCUGGUUCAACAUCCAUGGCUUCAUCUGAUGUGGUGUGGCUAAACAUCUGGCCCUUGCCGACGAUAAUGAGCAGUCUCUUUUCUGCAGCCAUUUCGAAGACAUCAGAUGUGCUUAGUUGCUCGCCUCGCAUGAGGACGAAGUCCCGUGGUCUGCCCUUUAGGAGCAGCACCAACAGCCUGGGUCCUGAGAUAUCAGGCUUAUUCACAUCACAACCGACUUUCACAUGCAUGUUUGUUCAACUGCUAACAUGUUGCCUUGCAGGCUCCAAUCUCUCUCAGGGUCAGAGGCAACUCGUCUCGCUCGCUCGCGCAAUGCUCACUCCGUCCAAUAUCCUGGUAUUGGACGAGGCCACCGCUGCAGUCGAUGUUGAGACCGACGCUAUGCUGCAGAGCACCCUCCGGUCACCCUUAUUCGCUAACCGCACCAUUAUUACCGUCGCCCAUCGUCUCAACACCAUCCUGGACAGCGAUCGUGUGGUGGUGCUUGACAAGGGUGAGGUGGUCGAGUUUGAUAGUCCGGCCGAGCUUUUCAAGAAGCAAGGUGUAUUCUACGGGCUCAUGAAGCAAGCUGGGCUGGAAGUUGAAUAGACAGACACCUAGUAUUGGACCUGUCAUAAUUGAAAUUGUACAUAAAAAAACAGCAAAAUAAAAGAGGAGGGAUUUUUGCAUACAUCACGAAACAAAGCAAACCAUGCAAUGCUGCAUGCACUCACUCGUCCAUUGCAUCGAGUGGCCAAGAGGCACAGAUUGUCCGUGAUGAUGCACAGCAGGAUAUCUUGUGAGCCACUCGGGAAAUACGGAGAGAAGCCUACGCUGACGGUGGAGGACUCGCGAAGCGACCGUGCACCGUAGCUCUUGCUGGCUUAUCCCCGGUGACAAGGGACAAGAGCGGAUGUGGUGGUGUUGAGGUAGCAGGGGGGCCCUCUAGAAGAUGCCCACGGACAAAUCUGAUGAAGCAUCGAAGUGACCAGGGAGACUUGACACGUUACAUGCUGGGGUGGCCACAGUACAGUGCGUGCAACACGGAGAAUUAUGUUGGCGAAAAAACGGUAACAGCUAUGUAAUACCGGUAACACCGCCGAGAGAAGUUCUCUCUCGAGAUGGUCAAGCGUCAGUGCGUUAAAAAGAGCAGCAGGAAUCAGUAAGGGAUCCUGAACCGCAAUUGACUAAAUAUUCUAUCGGCUUAAAAGCUUUGCCAGCCAAUGUCAA
Molecule: messenger RNA, 6036 nt
Organism: Fusarium odoratissimum NRRL 54006
Lineage: Eukaryota; Fungi; Ascomycota; Sordariomycetes; Hypocreales; Nectriaceae
Exons: 4
Coding region: 339-4583 (1414 amino acids)
Biological process (GO): transmembrane transport
Cellular component (GO): membrane
Molecular function (GO): ATP binding; ABC-type transporter activity; ATP hydrolysis activity
Source: RefSeq, a predicted model, not a curated record